Molecule: messenger RNA, 1711 nt
Organism: Notodromas monacha
Lineage: Eukaryota; Metazoa; Arthropoda; Ostracoda; Podocopida; Cyprididae
Source: the annotation of a GenBank genome assembly
AUGCCCCGGAAUGCCGUCGCGUUGAUGCCCAUGUUCCGACCAAAUUGGAUCCCAAGCAGGCGUUUCAACGGCGGAAUGGAGCAUGUGCAAGCCUUCCGUUCCUUGCCUCGCAAUAUGCUAGAAACUCCGUCUUACGAGGGCGACCAUUUGAUCGCCGAGUGCGUCUACAACAGUCGGAAGCGGAAUUCAAUCACGCUUGGCGGGUUCUCCACCAGAGAGGAGAUGUGCUUGAUUUAUGCCUUUUACUACCCGAAGGCUCCGCUGUCGGUGUGCUACUCCCUGCCCAGUCAGAAGACGGUUUUCGAAUCGCUGGGCAUAACGGAACUAUAUCCGGCGACGGACACGACCCCGGUUCGAAUCAAGAAUCCGCCAGCAUUGAGAGACAUGACACUGGAGGAGCGUCUGUUAACUUACGACUGGAAGCGAAACUUCGGGCACUUCCAAGACGUCACUCGCCGAGGUGCUUUUAAGCCCAUCUGCUUCCUGGGUAGCGAGGCACUCAUGACAGGGAGCGAGAAGAAGGAUUACUUCACCCCGCGGGUGACGGACACAGCCCAGAAGCAGAGUCCGUGCGCCAAGACGGCGGACAAGAUGCGGAAGAUGCCGAAAUGGAUGAUCAACGACGACAGCAGCGUGUUCGGGGACGACGCGGGCAGUUCCCGAAGUCCGGUACACAAGAACUCGUACCCGGGCCCAGCGGAGGCGGUGCAGUCCUCAGCCAAGUCCCUGUGCUCCCCGUUGCUGACGUACUCGGCGAUCGUGUUCUCGCUGGGCGCCGUUCGUCUACACGCCGCCAUGCGAGAUCCGUCUUUAUUUUCCUUGCCCAGCGGGUGAAAACGAUGAGAGAAAUCCUAAUCCUUUCGCGAAAGAGUCUGAACCGAGUCUUCCUGCGUCAUCUAUCCUAGCCCCUCGUUUAGUUUCUCGCCGCCUCUUUUUUAUUUUAAUAUCGAGAACGGAGUCGGAAGAAGGAACCGGAGUUCCUUCGUCACCUUCUUUUUUCCACCUGCACAGAUACGCUUGUCCGUCCGGGUGUCCCCCCUUCCUUAGAUUUCGCGUGGGAGCCGGUCGCCGGAAGCCCGAGUGUUCCCUCGUACCUGAUGCAUGCGAAGGACGGACCGCUUCCUUCUCCGAACUCGGGACACGUACGGAAAGAAAUUUGGUGGAUGUCGUCGGUGGAAUUUUCUUUUGAGGAAUGGGAAACAGUCAGAUGUGAUUACCCUGUUUCCCCGGGCUUAUGGUCUCGUGAUACUCUUCGAGUACUCUGUCUUUCGUAACAUUUUUCGUCUCCUAAUCGAAGGGAGGAGAAGCGUGUUGCACGAGCUCGCACCUGGUAUCUCCAAGGGAAGAGUCGAUCUCAAGUGUACAGAAAGUUUCUCCCUCGGGAUUUUUUUGUUUUGUUUUGUUGUGUUUUUUUUGCCUCCUUUCCCUGGAGCUUGCAUCUGUCCUCGAUUCUCAUUUUCUUCAGUGACCCACCCGGGGAAGAGUGGUUGAGUGGGAUGAGAGUGGAAGGAUUUCGUGUAAGCCUUGAGCAGAGAAUGUCACUUUUUUUUUUUUUUUAAUCAGUCUGUGAUAUCAUAGAAUUGCUUAUGAAGUAAUCGACGUGUAACCCCUGGACACUUGAUCCCUUCAUUGUUUUGUAAUUUGGAGAGAUAUGGAGGGCGAUGAACUGUGACGUACCUUGCACAAAAUAGAAAGGAAAAUAAAACCCGUA